This is a messenger RNA of Anolis carolinensis (green anole), 4684 nucleotides long. RefSeq names its product zinc finger and BTB domain containing 25 (gene zbtb25). Gene Ontology annotation, cellular component: nucleus. Gene Ontology annotation, biological process: regulation of transcription by RNA polymerase II. The record is from RefSeq and is a predicted model, not a curated record. Bases 414 to 1715 code for a protein of 433 amino acids. The transcript has 3 exons. Lineage: Eukaryota; Metazoa; Chordata; Lepidosauria; Squamata; Anolidae. Gene Ontology annotation, molecular function: DNA-binding transcription factor activity, RNA polymerase II-specific; protein binding.
UUACAUGUAUCUUUGUUGCAAUUCAUUGUGUUUGUUUUGGCCAAUCAGCUCUCUAGGAAUUGUGGGAGUUGAAGUCCAAAACACCUGGAGGGAGGGCCCAAGUUUGCCCAGGCCUGGCUCUGUAGAAUAAGCCUCUUAAGCAUUGCACACACUCAGAGGAAAGAAAACCCUUUUUGAACGCUUGCCAAGACAAUAACAACAACAAUCACUAGAAGGCGCGCAAAAGCAGCCAAUCUGAGUGGGACAUCAGACGUGACGUCAGAGCCCCCGCUUUCCUGUGCGGGUGCGCGCGCGCGCAUAGGAGAGGCAGCGGGAGCGCGCGCCGGCCUCCUUGCCUGAUUCUGUUGCUUCUGUUGCUGUUGUGUCUGCAAACCUUGGCUUCCCGCUUCCACGUCCCUCGGUCGGAAAAGACAAUGGAUACAGCCAGCCACAGUCUGAUCCUUCUCCAGCAGCUCAACAUGCAACGGGAGUUUGGCUUCCUCUGCGACUGCACGGUUGCAAUUGGAGAUGUGUACUUCAAAGCCCACCGAGCUGUCUUGGCGGCCUUUUCGAACUAUUUUAAGAUGAUAUUUAUUCAUCAGACAAGUGAAUGCAUAAAGAUCCAGCCAACAGACAUCCAGCCUGAUAUAUUCAGCUACUUGCUCCACAUCAUGUACACCGGAAAGGGACCGAAACAGAUGGUCAAUCAAACCCGGCUGGAGGAAGGCAUCCGUUUCCUGCAUGCUGACUAUCUUUCCCGCAUGGCGAUCGAAAUGAACCAGGUGCUCUCUCCGGAGACACUGUCCUCCUCAAACCUGUACGGGAUCCAGAUCUCCACCACGCACAAGACCAUCAAGGAAAACCUCCAGGCGAAGGAAAGUUUAACCAGCCUCGGGAGUCGGACUGCUAGUCAGGGAGACCACCCCCAGCUUCAGCUGUCUCUGGCCAUUGGGCUCGACGAUGGCUCUUUGGAGCAGCAAAUUUCUCAUCCUUCUGUCCAAACAGCUACAAAACCGACAGAGGAGCCUGCAAACCCACCUGUAACUAUAAAACAGGAGAAAAUUGACCCGGAGCCAAUUGUAUCUCAGAGUCAUGCUUCUUCUUCCCCGGAGGUCAGGAGCCCAGACUUUUCUAAAACCAACCUCAAAGUUCAUUUAUGUCAAUAUUGCGGGGAACAUUUUGAAUCUCGAAGCAACUUGCGUGAGCACUUGUUUACUCAUGUGUCAGGAUCUUUGCCAUUUGGGGUCCCAGCCUCGAUCCUGGAAAGCAAUGACCUUGGCCAGCUCCAGCCCCUCAACGAAAACCAUGACGUUGUUGACAGUCACCAGCUUGACUCUUUCCUUCGGAGAGAGAGUGAGCAUCAACUGGAACAUCCAACCCGUGGCAACCUGGAACCGCUGCCCAUUGGUCAGCUUUCUCUGGUAUCCAAAGACUCAGAGCCCAUGGAGUUAAACUGCAACUUUUCCUUUUCACGGAAAAGGAAGAUCAGCUGCACGGUCUGUGGCCACAAGUUUCUUCGAAAGAGCCAGUUGGUGGAGCACAUGUACCUGCACAAAGGGAAACACUUCAAACUGGGAAGAUGCCAGAGACUGGCCCCAAAAUUUCAGCCAUACAGCGACAGUUGGAUUCAGAGUAUCCCCAAAAAUGCCACCCACUCGCAAGCUCAUGCCGACUCCCAAAACACAUUGGAUCCUGAUCUUGCUCAAGAGAACAUUGCCACCAUCCUUGUCGAAUAGCUCCUUUGUUGUCUGUCCUUUUAAUUAUAUGUGUUUUUAGCACACGGAUGGAUAGCAUUCAUCUCUGUGUCCCUUUCGCUAGUGCCAAAAGUGUUCUUCUAAAAUAUGAACAGCUACUUGAAAGCCCCAUUCUCUGUUCAUUUCAUAGUAUUAAGGGCAUAACUGUUUACCACAGUCAUCCUGGGAAGAAACCAAUGGGGAGACCUUGUGGGAAAGGCAGUAUUAUUAUUAUUAUUAUUAAUAAUAAUAAUAAUAACCUGCCUCUCCUUGUGGCUUGAGGUGGGUUACAGAAUUAAAACACAUAAACAUUGUGAAAAUACCACAAAUGUUCUUCUAUAAAAGAAACAUAUUAAAAAGUAUUUCUAUAAAAAUGUAUUAAAAUGCACAACACAGAUUAAAUGAAUGACAUAUGUUCAAAAUUCAUGUUUAAAAACUGACUGGGUAGGUAGGCCUGCUGGAAGAGAUAGGUCUUCAGAUGGUGUAUGAUGUAACUAGAGUUGUGCGCAGAAUUAGUUUCUCCAGUUUUUUUAGUUUCUUCGGGAGCACGGAACAGGAAGCCCGCUCCCUGCGCGAAAAUCAGCUCAACACGAAAGCAAGCAGGAGCCAAUCCUGGCUCCAAGCCUGCUUUCGUCUGUAGCUGAGUGCCCCCGAAAACUUGCCUCCUUGCCUUGGAAAGUGUGUGGGGCAUAUGCAGGCCCAGAGAGAGUGUGUGCUUGCUAGUAUCUGCAGCCUAGCGUUUCUUACUCUAGAGUAAGAGGUGCUUGGCUGCAGGCGCACAUGCUUUCCAGACCUGCACACCAUGCCAUACAUGCACUCUCUUUCCAAGGAAAUGUGCGUGCCUGUCAGUGUCUGCAGCCAAGCACCUCUUUCCCUAGAGUAAAAAGAGCAGGUAAGAAGCCUCCUUAAAGUGCACACCGGGAAGGGGAGCCUUGGUGGGAAGUCUCCUCCAAUAAUGAUCUGAUAGAAAACGGAUCUUUCAAGGCCCAAAACUGAAAGCAGAUAUUUGCCUCCUGAUUUUGGGAGGCUCCCAAAAAAUGGAUCAGGCCCCCACUGAAAGCUGAGACACGAAACGGGUCAAGAUUUACCCCGAAUGCACAAGCCUAGUAGUAACAUCUCAUGCAUGUAUCAACAAUGGAGAGGAUUAUUGCCAAAGAUAAGGAAUCCCAAGAAAUGCAUUCAGAGUGGUCAUAACUUUGUAUUUCAAAGGUUCUGCAGCCUUUACAGUUCUCUACUAAAAACCUAGUCCAAAUUAGCAGAGUGCCCCCAGUUUGAUUCACUUAUAAAACAGUUUAAUCACUAGUUUUAUACUUGCCUUCCUGUUGAAGUUGGGAUAUUGUGAAAAUCACAGAUGUCUAUUAUAACGAUGUAUCAGAAUAUGAUAAACAAUAAUGGUCCAACAUGCGAGUUGAAGACAGUAUGUAUAUUAGAGCACCAUAUACAUACCACGUUAUCUAAAACAUAACUAUGUCCUCUGAAAUCAUAUAGGAUUAAUACCAAAAUAUUAUUUAUCUAAGUAUGUCAAAGCAAACAAGUAGAUAUACAAGUCUCUGUAGUUACAAUAAUAACAAAGGUAAAUUCCAGAAUAAUGGAAAAGGGAUCCGUCUUUAAUCCUGGUGAAUGGCCGAUAGAAGACGAGCUGGUUACGUCUUGGAAAACAGGGGUUAUAUGGUUGUUUAUAACUGGUUUCCCGGGUAUAUCUCCAGUUUCAAUUGUCCUUCAGAUAAGCGAUUAUAUAGUUCUAAAUCCUUUUUGUUAUAGUGAUAUAUGUUGGCUCUGCUUCAGGUAUUUUGUCCACAGUAAGUCUCAAUUCGCGACACAAGACGUAACCAGCUCCAGCCUUCUAUCGGCCACUCACCGGGAUUAAAGACGGAUCCCUUUUCCAUUAUUCUGGAAUUCACCUUUGUUAUUAUUGUAAAACUUUUACCAGAAUUGAUUUUUGACUGAGACUGUUUUAUACCAAUUUAUGUUUAAUCCAGUGGAAAUACCUCCAGGAUUAUAAAAAUGCGGAGACUGUUUGAUUCCAAUCCAUGGUUAACUUGGUUGAAAUCUAUAGGGAAUCCUUCCAGAACUACAGAGACUUGUAUAUCUACUUGUUUGCUUUGACAUACUUAGGUAAAUAAUAUUUUGGUAUUAAUCAGAGGACAUAGUUAUGUUUUAGAUAAUGUGAUAUGUAUAUGGUGCUCUAAUAUACAUACUGUUUUCAACUCGCAUAUUGGACCAUUAUUGUUUAUCAUAUUCUGAUACGAAGUUGGGAUAUUCCCAGGUGUUUUGAGCUGUGGAGUUUGUAUAUAGGGAUGUAGAUAUAGUUAAAGUGUGAGAUUUGUUACCAUAAAGAUGCAGGAAUGGUUGCCAGCUGGGAAACCUUUUCCAGGGAAUUAAACACAUUCAUGGGCUUAGGGACACCACUGGUUCUUGUCUGCGUAGUUACGUAUCAUCUUCAGUAUCAGAGGCACUCUGCCUUUGUGUGUCCAUUUCUGGGAUAUGCAAUAUGGAAAAUGCAGCUAUGCUGCUUCUCUCGCUGGCAGAUCUCCCAAGGGCAUCGGCCAGCCAUCGAACAGAAUACUAGAUUAGAAGAGCCAUUGGUCUGAUCUAGCAUGGCUCUUAUGUUUUUAUGACCUCUGUGGAACAAAAUGUCCUUUUACUUCUCUGCCUCCCGCCAUUAUUUCUUCAGGCAUCGUAAUAAGAAAAUGGUAGCGAGGAAUGCCUCUGUUUUAGUGUCUCGCUGUUUGUGAAAUGAGAAACAAACCUCCCAAAUUGGAUUCUGGAAUUAUAAUUAAAUACAUUCAAAACAAAUAGGAUUUCUGUUUAUUUUGUCAUGGCUCUACAUAAGGUUACAGUGCUUAACCAAUUGACUGGCCAGGGUAAUUGAGUUAUACACUUUUGAUCAAGUAGAAAUAUGCCCCUGAUUAAUCAUGUUGUGAAUUACUGGUUUUUAAAAAAGACUUAAUAAAGGAACUUAUAAAAAAAGA